AUGUCAACUACUCGACGAGCGUCAAGCGCGAGACGCAUCGGCGAGGUGAGUUCACCAUCAUCGGCUGAAUCAGGUCAUCAAAAUUUCAAAACUUCGGUAUUGCAAAGGGCGUUCACGACUCCUCCAGCGGGCCAGGACGUCGAUGAAGACGAGGCCGAUCAUGCCAAGCGAAGUCUCGUUAGUUCCAUGUUAAAGGGUGCUCCGAGUAGACCACAUAAAGUGGAUCGUUCGCACUCGCUCCCAUCAGAUUUGCAUGCUCCACGGAAGGGGAUUGCGGUGGGUUACGAGUCCACUCUUGUGAACUACAAAGGCGUAUCGCGAAAACUUUGGCAAACGCGAUACGACGCGUACGUACAAAACAGCGAAGCGGUCGACGAGAGUAAACUUUUCUUAGGUUCUUUCGACACCUCGCAUUCGGCCGCGCGUGCGUAUGAUCUCGCGAAGCUCAAGCUUGGGUGUCGCGACGAAGAACUGAACUUUCCCGCGGUGGAUUACGAUGAAGAAAUCUUGACUCUGCUGACCGAAUACUCAGUCUCCAAGCUAGCUGAAACUCUGGUAGAAAUCUCACAGGCAUCCGAUCGACGUACAUCGCGUUUUCGCGGAGUGGUCGCUGCCGAGGGAGGAUUUGAAGCACGAUUAGAGCUUGGUUGGUGA
Messenger RNA from Ostreococcus tauri, 654 nucleotides. RefSeq names its product DNA-binding domain. Gene Ontology annotation, molecular function: DNA-binding transcription factor activity; DNA binding. Bases 1 to 654 code for a protein of 217 amino acids. The record is from RefSeq and is a predicted model, not a curated record. The transcript has a single exon. Lineage: Eukaryota; Viridiplantae; Chlorophyta; Mamiellophyceae; Mamiellales; Bathycoccaceae. Gene Ontology annotation, biological process: regulation of DNA-templated transcription.